Messenger RNA from Neoarius graeffei (lesser salmon catfish), 3289 nucleotides. RefSeq names its product zinc finger protein Xfin. The coding region runs from base 93 to 2042 and encodes 649 amino acids. Gene Ontology annotation, molecular function: RNA polymerase II cis-regulatory region sequence-specific DNA binding; DNA-binding transcription factor activity, RNA polymerase II-specific. The transcript has 8 exons. The record is from RefSeq and is a predicted model, not a curated record. Gene Ontology annotation, biological process: regulation of transcription by RNA polymerase II. Lineage: Eukaryota; Metazoa; Chordata; Actinopteri; Siluriformes; Ariidae. Gene Ontology annotation, cellular component: nucleus.
UUGUCUAGUAGUGUCAUAGAACAACACGGACCGCCGUUUCUGUUAUGAUAAGUUGUAAUAAUUACUUUGAGAACAAAUAAACAGGGGAUAGUAUGGCUGGGAUUAAAGAUGCAUAUGAACUCAUAGACCCUGUAACGCUGAGACUUGGAGAAGAGAGCAUCACAUCCCACCUGUACUGCAGCGCUGCCAAGGGCAUUGAAGCUCGUUUGUCCACUUUGGUGGAGGCCUUCUUGGUUGAGGUGUUUCGCUGCCGAGUGUGCCAAUUCACUAGUGGUCUGAAAGCUAGGAUCUGCAGUCACAUCACCGAAAGUCAUUCUUCAGCAUCAUCAUCACCAUGUCGCCACCUCUCCUGCCUGGAGAAGGAGGAUGAGGAGAGCUUGACUGAGAUUGACCGAAAUGCAUCUCCUUAUGAUCUCCAUUCUGGCUCCAAAACCAGUGAGGAUCAAAUGGAUAUGGACCGCAUGUUUCUGCUCCCAAUGUAUGGUAUGUUGCAGAACAUCAGCCCACCACCAUGCGAUAUCAGCUUGAGCGCCAACUCCGACAGCAACCUUCAUGUAGCCCAGACAUGCGAGGUGAGCACUUUAUUUGAUGAAGACAGACACAGCGAAGAGGAGAACGUCUUCCAUUUGGAGGAUUCCAGCCAUGGACUCCAAGGACCGCUUUCUGCUGAAAUCACUUGUGCCGAGGAUGAGGAAAUGGCACAGUCUGCUCAUUUAAUGACCCUUGGCUUGUGCAGAAUCUCUAGUGCCAAAUGUUCCUCUCAGCCUGCCGCCCUGUCUGUGCCCCCAGGUGGACAGGACGUCCCAGAGACAUCCCUGGAAGACAAACAACCCCUUUUGACCACAUCCGAAAUACAAAAGCAGGUUGAAGAGGAAAUGGGGCUUUCUUGCGUUUUCUGUCAGGCAGUCUUGGCUAACCAUAGCCUGUUAGAGGUGCACCUGAAGUGCCAUGAUGGUCAACAGGGCUUCAAAUGCCCACACUGUGGCCGAGCAGCAGCGGACUGGGCUGAUAUGGAGUGCCACUGGAGGAGCCAUGCAAGAAAGAGGAGGACUAAACACCACAAGUGUGCUCUUUGUCCCAGGACGUUCAGGAGAGCAGAUUUGUGUGAAGCUCACCAGAAGAAGCAUAACCGAGCUCGGACUAAACCCGCUUCUCUGACACAGUGCUCCCUGUGCUUCGAGUGGUGCCACCCGGGACGGGAGUGGGAGAUGCACCAGCGCUGCCACCUUCAGGGAGAGUUUAAGUGCUUGUACUGCAAUUUCACAGAAAAAGCUUGGAAGACAAUGUACAAGCACAUCCUCAGUCAACAUACGCAAAGUGAUGGAGAUUCACACCACAACAUUUCCUACAAUGUAUCAUCCCUGAAGUUUGAUGUUCAGUUGUCGAACAGUUACUCCAAAUGCCUUGGAGAUGUGCAGGCGGAGUCAUGGAGACAUGUGACAAAGAUGAGCGUAAAACAAAAGGUUGUCGGAAAGAAAAAACUUGACAAGGACAAAAGGGACUGCGGGACAGCCACCGAGCAGGAGACGAGUGUGGGAUUAAAGGUCCCUAAACGGAAAGAGUUCUGCUGCACGCUUUGUGAUAAAAAAUUUUCCAGCAAGCUCACCAUGCGACGUCACAUGGAUAUUCAUCAGGGGAAGAAGCCUUUUAAGUGCCCUGGCUGCCACUACAGCACCAGAUUGAAAGCGUCUCUCAUCCAGCACAUGCGUGUUCACACAGGUGAAAAGCCUUACAAGUGUCCCCAGUGUUCAUACGCCUCCAUUGACAGGAGCUCUCUGAGACGACACUCAAGGACACACACUCAGGAAAAGCCCUACCACUGCCAGUACUGUCCCUACAGCUGCAUCCAGAAGAAAAGCUUGGACCUCCACUCUAGGCGGCAUCACACUGGAGAGUCAUUCCCCUGCCCGCUGUGUCAGUACUCAACACCGGACCGACAACUGUUGCUACGACACACACGCAAACACCACACCUCUGAGAACUCUUCUGUACUCGGGCCGAGGAAUACACCGACUUCCAAAAGAACUCGAACCUCCAAAUAACACAGACUACUAGGGCUGUAACGAUCAGUCUGAAUAAGGAAAUUUGCCUUAAUGUAGUUAACUAAUGACAAAUGUAAGGGAGCACGUCUCUAUUUCUGGGUAGAAUGUAAUACCAAUUGAAGCCACUGGGGGCAGCAGUAAUGCUGACGCAAGUACUGUAAAACAGCUGUUUUUAGGCUCAACACUGUUGAAGCAGAUUUAAAGAACACACAAAAAAACGAUGGAAAAUUUUCACUUGCAACAUACAAGUUUCUUGAUUAGCUAACAAGAAGUCAAACAGAGACAGCAGAUCGAAAGUGGAAAAAAAAGUUUAAGAUGAUUUCCCACCCACUUCAUGUGGGCAGGGCUGCACUCUUUCUUGAAGACAUUAGUUAUGGCCAGGUUCUUGCCCAAACUGAUAAUCUCAUCAGUUUUUCUCUGGCUACUAUUCUUGCUGGAGCAGUUGGAGGUUAGGCACCUUGCUCAAGGGAACUUGAGCUAGUCCUGCUGGUUCAGGAACUCGAACCAGCAACUUUUUUGGCCCAAAGCUGUUUCUUUAACCAUUUGGUCAUGACUUUCCCUCAACUUUGAAUGAUGGUGGCAGUGAGAGAGGAAUAAAAAAGCAAAUCCUAAAACACUUGACUGAAGUAAAAGCAUGGAACAGUGCAGUCUACACAAAGCAGACGCCUUUCAUAACAGUACAAGCGUUAAAAACGAAAGCAGACAAAAGCUCCUGCUUGGUGAGUGAAAUAUACGAAACAGUUAAUAGCACAUUUUGUUCAAGAGGCUUGGUAUUUUCUUUAUGCAAUAGUGAAAUAUUUGUAGCAAUUUCAUAGGUUAAUGAGGCCAGUCGAGUUUGACUUUUUUCAUUUUUAGCCCAUUUCAUUUUGUGAUUUUAAUAGAGGUACUUUAUCAAAAGUCAGGGAGAAAAAGAUCAAUCUACUAAAGGCAAAAAUACAAGUUUUUUUGUGCUAUUAUUUAAAAUAAAUAGCUUAUCAAAUCCCUUAUUUGCAAUUUAAAUUGGCUAUUAUUGUAACAGGGAAUAAUCAUUCAAUAUUAUCCCAAGAAGAUUCAGUAGAGUCAGAUGUUACAUGAUUGUUCCUCACAGUUUUUACAUUAUAUUAUUGAAAAAACAAUGAACAACAAUGAUGAAAGAUAUUUAUUACAGCUGUUCUCAUUUAUGAGCCACAUUUAAGCCAAUUGAUAAAAAAAAUUGCAGAUGAAUUUGCACAAAUAAUCGAUGAUUAAUACAUAUAUGUAUUUUUUUG